UUCUUAUUUUAAAUCAUAGCAUCGAAAGCAUUUUUUUUUGUUUGGCAUUUAUCGUUAUUUUGAUUUUAUUUUGAUUUUUUCGUUUUUGUGACUGAUUAUUUUUUAAAUAACUAUACCAUCUAUUCAAUCGUAUAUAAUAUUGACAUGAUGGCUACUUCUAAUGAACAGUCAAUUAAUCAAUCAUCCGGAAUAAUUAUUGAUCAAGAUCCAUUGGUGGAUACUGUAUUGACAUUACCAGCAAUCACCGAAUCAUCAACAAUCAAAUUAAACAAUGGUAAUGACGCUUUAGACUCAAACAAUUUGGCCAUUCAAUUGGAACAGGUUCGCCUUAGCUAUCGCAAAGGUACAAAACUAACACCAGUUCUCAAUGAUCUUAACAUGUCUGUACCAAUUGGUUCAAUAUUUGGUCUUCUUGGACCAUCUGGUUGUGGUAAAACAUCAUUGAUUCGAUGUAUUCUUAAUUGUUUGAAACCUGAUUCGGGCUCUAUUCGUGUGUUUGGCAAAAAACCUGGUUCAAAAGAAUCAAAUAUUCCCGGAAUGGAUGUUGGUUACAUGCCACAAGAUAUAACAUUGUUUGAUGAUCUUUCCAUUCGUGAAACAUUGGAAUAUUUUUCAACACUUUAUCAGAUGCCAGCAUUAAUGACUGCCAAACGAAUUGAUUUUUUAGUCGAAUUUCUUGAUUUGCCUGAAAGUUCACGACGUGUUUGUGCGCUUAGUGGUGGACAAAAACGAAGAGUUUCUCUUGCCACAGCUCUUAUUCAUCGACCACCUUUGUUGAUUCUGGAUGAACCUACUGUCGGUGUUGAUCCAUUACUUCGCCAAUCAAUCUGGCAACAUCUUACCGAAUUAUCUCAAAGUGAAAGACUUACUGUAUUGAUCACGACUCAUUAUAUCGAAGAAGCCCGUGGUGCCAAUCAAGUUGCUUUGAUGCGACAAGGACAAAUUUUGGUUCAACAACAACCAAAUAUUCUUCUACAACAAUAUCAUUUAGAAACAUUAGAAGACGUGUUUCUCAAAUUAUGUAAUGAUCGCCAUCUUUCUAUGGAUGAUAGUGAAAUCGAAGAAAAUAGCGAAACAUCUACUGGCCAUGAAAAUGAUCCUAAUUGGAAUGAUUCCUGUUCAAAUGGUAAUCCAGCUGAAUCGAAUGACAAUUCAAGUGGUAUCGGUUCAUUAGCCAAAAGCAAACCUUUAGCUAAAAGUAGUGAUGAAUUGUUUGAUGGUUAUGAAUCAAAACGAUCAAUGUAUAGCUAUUGGCGUAAAAACGUUUCGAUCAAAAAUCAAACAUUUUAUAUGAAACAAACAAUGGCCAUUAUUCGUAAAAACACAAUCGCAUUACUACGUUCACCGGGCAAUCUUUUGUUUCAAUUUUUAUUGCCAACCAUCAUUGUUAUAUUGUUCUGUGCUUGUAUUGGUCGUAAUAUCAACCAUAUUCCGGUUGCAGUCUAUAAUGGUGAUUGGAGAUCAAAUGUAACUGUUGAUAUUUUACGUGAAUUGGAUCCAAUAUCAAUCAAUCAAAUACAUUGUCGAACAGCGGAAGAAGCAUUACAAGCCGUUCGUGAUGGUCUAGCUUCAUCAGCAAUUACAAUUCAUGAAAAUUUUACCGAAUCACUUCAUGAUCGACUUUUGCUCAUGGGCAACGUUGAUGAAGAAACAUUAAAUAGUUCGACCAUAAAAAUUUUUCCUGAUAUGUCCAAUCAAAUAAUUGCAUUAACUGUUUAUGAGAAAGUAAUUGACACAUUUCAAAUGGUUGCUCGUAAAUAUCUACAUCAAAUGGGCUCUAGUCCUGCAUUGAUUGAAUUUCCCAUCAAUUUUUCAACACCAAUUUAUGGUUCACAUGAAUCUACAUUCACCGAAUUUAUGGCUCCCGGUGUUAUAUUAUCAAUCGCAUUUCUCGCUGCUAUUCCAUUGACAGCAAUGGUACUUGUUGUCGAACGAAAACAUGGUCUUAUUGAACGAACUACUGUAGCUGGUGUAACCAAUUUUCAAUUCAUAUUGUCACAUUUGAUCACACAAUUUUUUGUUUUAUUGGUUCAAGUCGUAUUGCUUAUGAUCUGCGUAUUUCCCAUCUACAAGAUACCUUAUCAUGGUGAAUUCUUUUUCAUAUUCUUACUCACUUUAAUGCAAAGCUUCUGUGGAAUGUCAUUUGGAUUAUUCGUAUCAUCCGUUGCUGCCGAUGAAUUAACUGCAACAAUGUUGGCAUUAGGAUCAUUCUAUCCAAAUCUUUUGCUAAGUGGUACUGUUUGGCCAAUCAAAGCAAUGGAUAAUUAUAUGCGAUAUUUUAGUUAUUUAUUACCACAAACAAUACCAAUCGAAUCAAUGCGUUAUAUGAUUUCACGUGGCUGGGGACCAGAUCGUUUCGAAGUACAACUUGGUUUCAUUGUUACUAUAACAUGGAUCAUAUUAUUUACAUUGGCCGCAUCACUUUUAUUUAAAUUCCGUAAGAUCUAAUAAUUUAUUCAUUUCCUAUUUUUUUUUGUUCGAUUUUCAUCGAUUAAUUUAUUAACAUUGACAAAUCAAUUAUUUUUUUGGAUUUUAAGAAAUUCCUUGUGAUAUUUUAUCCAAUC
Molecule: messenger RNA, 2564 nt
Organism: Dermatophagoides pteronyssinus (European house dust mite)
Lineage: Eukaryota; Metazoa; Arthropoda; Arachnida; Sarcoptiformes; Pyroglyphidae
Product: ABC transporter G family member 20-like
Cellular component (GO): membrane
Molecular function (GO): ATP hydrolysis activity; ATP binding; ABC-type transporter activity
Source: RefSeq, a predicted model, not a curated record